GGCUGCUGCUACAAACGAUUUCACUAUGUGGAACAAAACCCAAACGUACGAACUACAGAUGACGCGCAUGCUGUGCAUCGAUACACCGUACCUCGUGACGGAGCUGCUGGAAUGUCGGAUAACCUUGAGAAGAAAUCAGAUGCCGCUUCUGCAUGUGGUCAUUCAUGUGCCUGAUGUGUACACCUACAUCGUGAUACAGUAUCGUCUGUAUUAUAAGUUUAAGACGUACCAACCGUUUCUGAUCGGUGGCGAGUUGGAAGUGUGUACCACGCUGACACAAAGCGAACAAGGCACUUUGCACGAUCCGCUCACGGUGUACGCCUUGAAGGUGUUGAAGCAUUUUUUGCCGGGAGUAAUCGUUCCCUGUCCGCAUGGCAACCGGACCUACGUCGUUGACAGUGUCUUUAGGAAGGAGUAUGCGCCCCAAUCGGUUCCUGCCGGUGACUAUAGGAUGGAUCUGCGGUUUGCCACCAGAAGCAAUGUGACGAUGCUCUCCUUGCAGGGAUUCUUUUCCGCACGGCGUAAGGGUAUAUUGGGCUCCAUGCUAGAGUGGUAAAUGAGGGCUCGUUCUAUUGA
This is a messenger RNA of Anopheles stephensi (Asian malaria mosquito), 576 nucleotides long. RefSeq lists its product as uncharacterized. NCBI's taxonomy places the organism in Eukaryota, Metazoa, Arthropoda, Insecta, Diptera, Culicidae. The transcript has 2 exons. Bases 26 to 556 code for a protein of 176 amino acids. The record is from RefSeq and is a predicted model, not a curated record.